UCGCCUUCUAACGAGAUGCACCAGAAGCACAGACCGAUCCUGGCCGCGCUCACAGCACAGCACGCACACCGGACAAAGAACUGGGGUAUGAACAAAGCAUCCCUGGAAACGGGUAGCUGCCGCUCUCGGGUGCCCUGCAAUCUCCUUAGAGCGCAUGCGCAACCUCCCCCCUCCCGGGAGCCACCCGUCCCCAGGGCCGCGCGGAAAGAUGACGUCACGUAUCCCCCGCGUCUCCCGCUUGCGGUCACUUCCGGGUUGAAUCCCACCAGAUUUCGAAUAGGUGACCAGGAGUUUGAUUCUUUGCCAUCUUUACUGGAAUUCUACAAAAUACACUAUUUGGACACUACAACCUUGAUAGAGCCAGUUUCCCGAUCCAGGCAGAAUAGCGGCGUCAUCCUCAGACAGGAGGAAGUUGAAUAUGUGCGAGCUCUCUUUGACUUUAAUGGAAACGAUGACGAAGAUCUUCCGUUUAAGAAAGGAGACAUACUGAAAAUCCGGGAUAAACCUGAAGAGCAAUGGUGGAAUGCAGAAGACAGCGAAGGAAAGAGGGGAAUGAUACCUGUUCCUUACGUCGAGAAGUGUAGACCUUCCUCUGCUUCAGUAUCUACUCUGACUGGAGGUAACCAGGAUAGUUCCCACCCACAACCACUGGGUGGGCCGGAGCCAGGGCCCUAUGCCCAGCCCAGCAUCAACACUCCGCUCCCUAACCUUCAGAAUGGCCCUAUUUAUGCCCGGGUUAUCCAGAAGCGAGUCCCUAAUGCCUACGACAAGACAGCCUUGGCUUUGGAGGUCGGUGAGCUGGUAAAGGUCACAAAGAUUAACAUGAGUGGUCAGUGGGAAGGAGAAUGUAAUGGCAAACGUGGUCACUUUCCAUUCACACAUGUCCGCCUGCUGGAUCAACAGAAUCCUGAUGAGGACUUCAGCUGAGUGUGGCUCAACAGUUGCGCUUGCAGAUGGGAACAAUCUCAACUUGUUUUUAUUGCAGAAGCCAUCCAGACUGUGUUCUGACAGAGGCUGAAAGCGGUAUUGCUUGUAUAAGCAUUCUGAUAACCUGCAAACCCCUGGGACUGAACACCACCAUUCCUUAAUCAAGGGUCACGUAAUUCAGGGUACGACAGUAGAUAAGUUGUGUGUCAAGUGGCAGAACUAGUACAUGAUUAUAGGUUGUAAUGCCUGCUUAUGUCCAUGUGCACAGCAGACUGGACCUUGCCAGGAGCAUCAGCUGGAGAGAGCAGUAACAGAGACGUUAGGACAGCAUUUACAGCUCUCUCCAGUCCUUUUCUUUAUGUUGCUUCUCCCUCAGGCAAUGAACAUCAACCUUAGACAAUUCAAUGUAUAGAUAGUUUGUUUGGGUUGGUUUUUUAUUCCCCACAAAUUUAUCCUGGAGCUUUCUCCAUUUUAUUUUUUCCAUCCUGAAUUCUCUGUCCUAGAAAUGCUGUGUAGUACUUUGCAUGGUGAGUUAACUAUGCACAGUACAGAUAUUUUAGAGCACACUGGGGACAGCCUUAUGAUUUACAAAUACGUACCAUUUUAAUGGUAAAUGACAGAACAAAUCAACCUCAGAAUUCUGGACGCUGGUGGGCACUAGAUUGAUUUAUUCAGUACUGUUGAUGCUUCAGACAUAGCAGCUAAUUUUAAUUUAAAUUUUCUAUUAACACGCCAGUAACUCUUUAUCCACAAGUAGAAGGCUUAUUGAAGUGUAAACGUCCAUACCAGUGCUGAAAAAUAAAUGUGUAAAAGCACUUUAAGGCGUAGCUUUAAGCAGUGUUUGAUUCACUAAAUGUACUCAAACGUUUACACUGCUUUGAGAAAAAGAUAAAUUCCACAGGGCCUGUCUAACUAGUCUAGAACUGUUCAAUACCCGUAUGCAUUACAGUACAAAUCAUUGUCAAAAGUGGUGAACUGACAAAGCAAAUACUACUUCUAUUUUGAAAUCACUCUGGGGACUCUUCUGGCUUAAUUCUCAUCUGUAAAAUAUUUGAUAGUGAAUUCAUGAGGAUUUUAUUUUUAAUAAACUAAUGGAAAAUA
This is a messenger RNA of Centrocercus urophasianus (Greater sage-grouse), 2028 nucleotides long. It is a transcript of the gene CRK, whose product is annotated as CRK proto-oncogene, adaptor protein. Bases 16 to 927 code for a protein of 303 amino acids. Gene Ontology annotation, molecular function: protein binding. Lineage: Eukaryota; Metazoa; Chordata; Aves; Galliformes; Phasianidae. The record is from RefSeq and is a predicted model, not a curated record. The transcript has 3 exons.